Papaver somniferum (opium poppy) is the source of this 1273-nucleotide messenger RNA. Its product is annotated as protein TIFY 10B-like. The record is from RefSeq and is a predicted model, not a curated record. Lineage: Eukaryota; Viridiplantae; Streptophyta; Magnoliopsida; Ranunculales; Papaveraceae. Gene Ontology annotation, cellular component: nucleus. Bases 189 to 1016 code for a protein of 275 amino acids. Gene Ontology annotation, biological process: regulation of jasmonic acid mediated signaling pathway; regulation of defense response; response to wounding. The transcript has 4 exons.
AAAAGAUCAAAAAAGAUAAAGAGAAUACAAGAUGAGUCCAACAACCAUAAUAAGAAAUAUAAAUUAAAAGACAAGACUUAGAAUCAACUCCAAAUCCUAUCUUGAAGCACAUUUUUUUUCCAAGAAGUUGCAGAAGAAAUUGCUGAGAAGUUUGUGACUGGUUCAUCUUGAUUAGUUUUUCCGGCAAGAUGUCUAGUUUUACGGCAGAUGUCGAGAAGAAUUCCGGCAGGAAGCCCAAAUUUACCCGGACUUGUAGUAUGUUGAGUCAGUAUUUGAAGCAGAAUGGAAGUUUUGGUGAUUUGAGUCGCGAAAUGACUUGUAGUACUCCUCAGCUAGAUGAGAAGAAAGAGGAAACCCCCAUCACUAUGAAUUUGUUACCAGCGGAUGACUUUCCGGCAAAGCCAGUACCGGAAGUGAAACCGAUGGAUUUGUUUCCUCAAGAUACGGGCUACGUACGAAGUCUUUCUAUGAAAGAACCAGUCAAGGAAACCGUACCGGCAAAAGAAGUAGUGAAACCAACACAAGAUGGUGGUACUUCAAUGACGAUAUUUUAUGCUGGACAAGUACUAGUUUUCGACAAAUUACCAAAGGACAAAGCAAAAGAAAUAAUGGAUUAUGCCGAUGUUAUUAAUAGUAUUACUACUCCUAAUACUCCUCCGGCGAUCGAAAAACUCAUUGUGAACUCUCCUUGUAUUGUUGACUUGAAUUCUCCAUUAGCAUCAGAUGUUCCUGUUGCAGUUUCUGCUGGAAUUGGUUCCUCGAGUAAAGCUAAUCUUGAUUCAGGUGAAGAAAAGAUGGCCAAACAAAACCAUGUCCCGAUUGCAAGAAAAGCAUCUCUUCAUCGAUUCUUAGAGAAGAGAAAAGAUAGGAUUAUUGCAAAAGCACCUUAUCAAGUUGUUAACAACACUUCUUCCAGUACUGAAGUUUCAACCAAGCCUGCAGGAGAAAAAAAGUCAUGGCUGAAUUUGGCUUCCUUGAUGCCACCACCACCACCAAGAUUGCAUCUCCAACUGUAAUUCUCAUUAAGCUUCCUCAUCUUUUACCUUCCAUUCUACUUUAAAAAUACUUAAAUAUUAUUAAUGUAGUAAUUUAUUAGUAAUUAGGCCCAGCUUUGGGGUUUAGUCUCUUAACCCAUAUUUUUAAUGUACACAUUUUGGGGUCUAUUAACUAAUUCCCAUGACUGCCAUUAUCAUAUCAUUACAUAUGUCUCAUUCUUGUGUUGCAACAAUAAUACUACUAUUGAUUAAUCAAUCAAUAAUUCUCUUUGUUUAAA